UACCGCAGUUACAACCCCGACGGGAGGGCGGCCGAGACGGUGGGACGUGUCUUCAAAACUUUUUUUAAAGACCGGAAACGUCGAGUUUACCGUCAGGAACAACGCCUCCAAACUAGUAAAGUGGGGGAUUUUGUUUGUUUUUUGAGUAAUGCUCAGCGUGGUGUGCGAAUUUGCUGCUCUCACUCCACGCUUUAUACACACAAUCCGAAUGGAACGGCAGGAAGAUGAAAGUUUCAGGGUGACAGGGGAAAGAGGAACAACUACCAAGAAGUCCACAACAAGAAAAUAAUUGAAUUUUAAAAAGCAAAGAUUGAGAGUGCUGGCGAGGAAACGAGGAGAGAAGAUGCACUUGAUGCCCUUGGAGACGUGAUGUGUUGGCUAAAGUCUCGAACAGUGGCAGCAGCUUCACAUAAACUUGGACACAUGCACUAUUGGUGAUAUUUCCAGUCCAGCUGUUAUGCUGUAACGUGGCAGAAUGGGUGAUAUUCGCAUUCGGAUACCAGGCUGAUAGAUUGGAUCUUGCAUUUUUGGAAACAAGAGCCAUUUCUGAUAUUGAUGACACGUUUUACAGCCAACAACAUAUUGUUUGGGCAAUCUUGAUGCUAUUUUCACGCUUUUAAGGACAUUUGAAUGGUUGGCAGUAGUGAAGGUUAAUUGUUUGAUCUUAUUUCGGUGACUUUUAUUUCCAUGCGUCGCUGUCUGGGUGGAGUUUUUUUCUUUUUGGCUAGUAAUUUCAAGACCUGCAGUUGAAGUUGCAUGAGUUUAUUUGUGGUUCUGUUGGUGGUCAAUGUGGAGGGAGGGUGGUGUGGCGGUGCGGUGCACGGCAUGGCUCAAGGUAGUCGGUGGAGGGCGAGUUGCAAGCUGACUGGCAAGAGCAAGAUGUCGAAGAGAGAGACCAGGAGCGUACGCUCCAACCUGUUGCAAGACAAGCCGGCGCGGCCGCACGCCAGCAACAGGCUCAAGACCACCAAGUACUCGGUCAUCUCAUUCCUCCCCAAGAACCUCUUCGAGCAGUUCCACCGCUUCGCCAACGUCUAUUUCGUCUUCAUCGCCCUGCUGAACUUUGUGCCCGUCGUUGGAGCCUUCCAACCCGAGUUAGCCCUGGCCCCCGUGGUCUUCAUCCUAGCAGUGACUGCCUUCAAAGACCUUUGGGAGGACUACAGGAGGUACAGGUCCGACCAGGAGAUCAACCACAUGGACUGCCUCAUCUACUGCAGGAAUGAGAAAAAGUACGUGGAAAAAUAUUGGAAAGAGGUUCAAGUUGGGGAUUUUGUCCGCUUGCGGUGCAAUGAAAUCAUUCCCGCCGACAUCCUGCUGCUCUCCUCCAGCGAUCCCGAUGGUCUCUGCCACAUUGAAACAGCCAACCUGGAUGGAGAAACCAACCUCAAGCAGCGACAGGUUAUUAAGGGCUUUACUGAGCUGGAAACUGAAUUUGACCCCAUGAAGUUUAACAGUGUUAUAGAAUGUGAGAAGCCAAACAACGAUCUGAACAGAUUUCAAGGUUACAUAAUAUACAAAAAUGAGAAGAAAGCUGGACUUUCUAAAGACAAUCUCUUACUUCGUGGAUGCACCAUUAGAAACACAGAAGAGGUUGUGGGCAUUGCGAUCUAUGCAGGCCAUGAGACUAAAGCCAUGCUAAACAACAAUGGUCCCCGUUACAAGCGCAGCAAGCUGGAGAGACAGAUGAAUGUAGAUGUCUUCUGGUGUGUUAUCAUCCUUGUCGUGAUGUGUCUUUUCUCAGCCAUUGGUCAUGGUCUGUGGGUGGCCGGAUACGGAGAUCAGCGGCCAGUAUUUGACGUCCUCAGUGCUGAUGGCACGUCCUUAUCCCCUGCAUUGUCUGGAUUAUAUUUGUUCUUUACGAUGAUAAUAGUACUUCAGGUGCUGAUUCCAAUUUCACUGUACGUUUCCAUUGAGAUUAUCAAGAUUUGCCAAGUAUUUUUCAUCCAUCAAGACGUCGACCUGUACGACGAGGAGACCGACUCCCAUCUGCAGUGCCGGGCGCUGAACAUCACGGAGGAUCUGGGGCAAAUACAGUAUAUAUUCUCUGACAAAACUGGAACACUGACGGAAAAUAAGAUGGUGUUCCGACGAUGCACAGUGGCGGGAGUCGAGUACUCACACGAUGCCAAUGCGAAGAGGUUGGCCAUGUACCAAGACCUUGACUCGGAGGAUGAGGAAUGUAUGUCCAAAUCGGAAACAAUACCAAGAUGCGACAGCACAUCCAGCCACCAGAGUGCCAAGGUUGGCCACAGAACCCAAAGCACCAAGUCCCACCGUCGGACCGGCAGUAGAGCAGAGGCGAAGAGGGCCAGCAUCCUGUCAAAGCACACUGCCUUCAGCAGCCCCAUGGAGAAAGACAUCACACCAGACCCCCAGCUGUUGGAAAAGGUGAAUGAAUGUGCCAGUCGUCUGGAUGUGUUGAGAAAACGAGGACAACCACUAAGCCACCUCACCCCUGAACUAUCUGACACCAUCGACUUUUUCAUCGCGCUGACGGUUUGUAACACCGUAAUGGUUUCGUCACCGAACCAGCCGAGGCACAAGGUUCGAGUCCGCUUUGAGCUCAAGUCUCCAGUCAAGUCCUUGGAAGACUUCAUCAAACGGUUUACCCCCAGUCGCCUGACCUCGGGCUCGAACAACAGCAGUUCCUCCAGCCUGUCCACAAGCAAGUCGCUGCACAGAAUCUCCAGCAGCACCUUGGUCUCUCCUUCCUCAGACAUUGCCUCCACAAAGAUGGGCGAAGAGUCCGGCAGAUCCCCACAGAGGGAGAAGAACGAAAAUGGCUUCCGGGCAGAGACCACGAUAGCCGAGGGGAAGGACGGGGAGUUGCGUUACGAGGCCGAGAGCCCAGACGAGGCGGCCCUUGUUUAUGCCGCCAAGGCCUACAACUGCGCCCUGGUUGGCAGACUGCCAGAGCUGGUGACCGUGGAGCUGCCCCAUGUGGGCAAGUUGGCUUUUGAACUCUUGCACACGCUGGGCUUUGAUUCCACUCGAAAGCGGAUGUCGGUGGUGGUCAGGCACCCUCUGACCGAUGAGAUUGUUGUUUACACUAAAGGAGCUGACUCUGUCAUCAUGGAUCUUCUCCAGCAACCUCCCCCAGAAGAGGACACUGCUGGCAAACGUACAAGGAAAAUCCGGAGCAAGACCCAGAAUUACCUAAACCAGUAUGCUACAGAUGGACUCCGAACACUAUGCAUCGCUAAGAGGAUCCUGCAUAAGGAAGAGUAUGCACACUGGCUGGAACACCGCUUGGAGGCAGAAUCUGCUGUUGAAAAUAGAGACGAGCUUCUGUACCAGUCAGCAGUAUGUUUGGAGACUGACCUUCAGCUGCUAGGAGCCACAGGCAUCGAAGACCGCUUACAGGACGGUGUCCCCGAAACGAUAGCUAACCUACGGAAAGCGGGUUUGCAAAUAUGGGUCCUCACCGGAGACAAACAGGAAACGGCCAUCAACAUCGCCUACUCUUGCAAGCUCCUCGGUCAAGAUGGAGAGCUCCUCACCCUCAAUGCUGAAUCCCAGGAGAGCUGCGCGGCUCUGCUGGAGCAGUGCAUAAGCCAGGUAGAAUCAAAGAGUCCUCUGAACAAACGCUCGCACGCCGCUGCAAACGGCGCGGUCGACUUUGUCCCAUCGAACGGGACCUCACCGAGCUCCGCCGCACUGCGACACAACUUCAGCUUGGUGGUCGAUGGAAGGACGCUGACCUUUGCAUUGGAGAAAACACUGGAGGACAAGUUCCUUGCACUAGCCCAAAGUUGCCGCACUGUGUUGUGCUGCCGUUCCACGCCAUUGCAGAAAAGCAUGGUGGUCAAACUGGUCCGGGACAGACUAAAAGUGAUGACCUUAGCCAUAGGAGACGGGGCCAAUGACGUCAGCAUGAUCCAGGUUGCCGAUGUUGGAGUGGGAAUCUCUGGCCAGGAAGGAAUGCAGGCUGCAAUGGCGAGUGACUUCGCGAUCGCACGGUUUCGACAUUUACAGAAGCUCUUGCUGGUUCAUGGUCAUUGGUGCUACUCCCGGCUGGCAAACAUGGUGCUUUAUUUCUUCUAUAAAAAUGCGAUGUUUGUUGCCCUUCUUUUCUGGUAUCAGUUCUUCUGUGGAUUUUCGGGUUCGACAAUGAUCGACCAGUGGUACCUUAUCUUCUUCAACCUUCUGUUUUCAUCUGUGCCCCAACUCAUCACUGGGAUACUCGAUAAAGAUGUUUCAGCAGAAACCUUGGUGGCCUUACCGCACCUGUAUAAAAGCGGGCAGCAAUCUGAGGAAUACAAGCCAUACAUGUUCUGGAUGAACAUGGUUGAUGCUCUCUACCAAAGCCUUGUCUGCUUCUUCUUUCCAUAUCUGGCUUACCAGGAUUCGGAUGUUGAUGUAUUUACUUGGGGAACGCCUAUAACUACGCUGGCCCUGUUCACGAUCAUAAUGCACCUCUGCAUUGAAACUAAAACAUGGACUUGGAUGCACGUCACCUCCAUUGCCUUCAGCGUCGUUCUUUUCUUUACCGUCGCACUGAGCUACAAUGCAGCUUGUCCUAAAUGCUACCCUCCAUCCAAUCCCUACUGGACGAUGCAGAGGUUGAUGGUGGAUCCAAAGUUCUAUCUGAUUUGUGUUCUUACUCCAAUGACAGCCUUACUACCCAGGUACCUGUACAGAGUCUUUCAAGGCACCAUGUUCCCUACUCCGACCCAGCGUGGGCGGCAACUGGACAAGCUGCGCCCUGUGGCGUGGAGUCGUUUUGGCAAGUGGACCGCGCCAGGGAAUUCUUCAGUCGUGCCAAAGCCUGACGUGGUGACCGUUGUUUCCACACGCGUUGGAGUCGGUGAUCCAGCGCCCAGCAAUAGCCAAAGUAUUCCAAUGGAUGAUGCACGCCCAACGUCCAACGGACCCAGACAUAAGCAGGCGGCGUCAGAGUUACGGGAAACCAGUCUGUCUGGUCAGGAGUUUGAAGGAAAUGUCAAACUCACCAUUCCGAAUGGCAACUCGGCAUCAACCCAAAACACACUGUCACAUGUACACAAUGUUCAGCGCAUUGAGCUAGUGACAGAACUGCCCUUUAUAGAAGAUGGCAUACCAUUGAGCCCUUACAGCGGGAUAGAACGGUCAAGUGUACCUUUACCAAACUGGAAGACAUUGACAACAUCGAUCGAUGAUACAACACAUUCUUUACAUUCCUUGUCACAGACACAAACAUUGGAAAGUGAGAUAUUUGGUUACAUGGAGCUUGAGAGUGGACAACUCUCUGAAGAAAGGCUUCAGAACCCUUCCAUCAUCUCACCCCGAAUGGUCCAGCCAAAGACAUCGGAUGAUAGUCAUCUGGAAGAGGUUCCAUUGUGACUAAAACCCGGCUGCUUAAAGUGCCUUUGUUUUACAUUUUGCACAGUAUCGGAUUCUAGUCUUAAAAAAAUUUGUAUUUAAUAUUAGAUUGUCUUCUCAUGAAUCUUUAUCAAGAGUAAAACGUAUUUUAUAAUUUGCACAUAUAGAAAAAUAUAAGGAAUAAUUGUGCAAGAUUUAAUAUAUAGUUUUCUGAAAUAGUGCUGUUUUCAAAAUGGAGUUUGUAUCACUGAGUUUCUGUUUGUCACAAAGAGUCACGAACAAGGGUUUGUAACUACAACACAAAGGGAUGAUCAUUUAAAACUGAAAAGCUUAGAAAUGUUUUCUUUCAGAUGGUAGUGAAUCUCUUUCAUUUUCGGCCCUCCAAAGGUGAUGGCAGCCUGAUCUUUUGAUAUAUUUAUGCAGAUCCAUUAAUAUUAGUAAGAUUAUGCGAUUGAGGCUUAAAGGGAACUUGCACAGAUGAAGAUUUGAGGUCAGUAUGGAUCAGCCAUGUUCAUAUGGAAUAGUGGGCAGGUUUGAAGGACCUGGUAGCGUAGUCCUGAUCUUAAUUUCUUGUGCUCAUGUACUCGAGAUGUGUCUCAUGGUCGUAGAGUCAUACCGCAUGAAAACGGGCCCUUUGGCCCAACUUGCCCAUACUGGCCAACACGUCCCAGCUACACUGGUCCCACCUGCCUGUGUUUGCUCCAUAUCCCUCCAAACCUGUCCUAUCCAUGUAAAUUUGUCUCCAAGCAAAUGUUUUCCUUGUCAUCAUUUCUCCAAACUCCAGGAGAGAAACCACCUGGAACUGAAAGGACCAAAGGGACGAUGGUCAGAAUGUUGGUGAAAGCAGAAGGCUAGUAGGGGAUGUACCUGGAUCACUACUUUAAGGGACAUUACUCUGUUCUCAAUAAGCAACACUCUACAUCUUCUGUGCACAUAUUUGUAUAUGGAUAUCCUGCCAGAUUGUCCAUCCAUGUUGGGAAAUCAAAAAUAACUCUUUUUAAAGGGGUUAACUAAGAGGUUAUGGGGAGAAGGCAGGAAAAUGGGGUUGAGAUGGAAAGAUAGGUCAGCCGUGAUUGAAUGGUGGAAUAGACUCGAUGGGUCAAAUGACUCCAUUUUGCUCUUAGAAGUUAUGAACUAAUUAGUGUAUCUGCUUCAUACUCUAAUCACAGGUUACAUGUAUGUGGUGUAUGUGAACUUUAGCGUGUCCACAUUUAUAAUGGAAACUGCCAAAGUAAAUAUUAUGUUGCCUUUGCCACUCUCUCUCUCUCUCAAGGAGAUGCUGCAGUGUCAGUUCUUGCAGCAGGGUGUAAUCUAAGCAAGAUAAAGAUUAUAUUGAAAUAGGAGUAAUGGGCCUGUCCCACUUGGCGAUUUUUUAGGCAACUGCCGGCGACUGUCAUAGUCACCGAAAAACCAGCGACAACCUAUGUCAUCCUGGUGACAACCUACGA
Messenger RNA from Amblyraja radiata (thorny skate), 6749 nucleotides. RefSeq names its product ATPase phospholipid transporting 10A (gene atp10a). The record is from RefSeq and is a predicted model, not a curated record. Gene Ontology annotation, molecular function: ATP binding; magnesium ion binding; ATPase-coupled intramembrane lipid carrier activity. Gene Ontology annotation, biological process: phospholipid translocation. Gene Ontology annotation, cellular component: plasma membrane. The coding region runs from base 757 to 5322 and encodes 1521 amino acids. Lineage: Eukaryota; Metazoa; Chordata; Chondrichthyes; Rajiformes; Rajidae. The transcript is spliced from 20 exons.